Molecule: messenger RNA, 4882 nt
Organism: Dalotia coriaria
Lineage: Eukaryota; Metazoa; Arthropoda; Insecta; Coleoptera; Staphylinidae
Exons: 9
Coding region: 479-4882 (1467 amino acids)
Biological process (GO): alpha-tubulin acetylation
Cellular component (GO): microtubule
Molecular function (GO): tubulin N-acetyltransferase activity
Source: RefSeq, a predicted model, not a curated record
CUAGUACAGUUAGUACUGGUUAGUACUCUUUCGAUUACAUCGCAACGACGACGUGUCUCCCAUUAGCGGAUCCGCGCUUCAACUCUCGCGCGCGCGCGUCUAUUCAUUCCACCGAUUCAUUCCGUCGCGCCACCCACGGAAACAAAACGCGCUCACCGUUUUCCGCACGUCACACACGGUUUUUCACGCUGUCAGACAUCGCACAUCUCCACAUUUACACGCAUUUUACAUCGCAAAGACAACGUGCGAGAACUGAAUUCCACCAGUCGACACGCACACGAAAAUUUAAUGCGGCCUAAUCGCGCUCAUCAGCACCGGGUUGGAAAAAUUUAAAAAAGGAAAAUUGUGACGCGAACCAAACAAACGUCAAUAUACAUCGUACAAAUACAAACAGUGUGAAACUAUUUCGUCGAAUAAAAAUUACGUGCGCUCAGAAUCCGAGUGGAGAAAGUGAAUUAGAUAGGGUGCAGCAUCAGCAAUGGAGUUCCGCUUUGGAGUCAACGAGAUAUUCCAGCAGCCGAUUGUCGAGAUAGGGCACACACUAAUUCCGGCCGGUUUCAAGGGUGACAGGCGACAAUUAUGGGACUCAAUUACCAAGGUGACUGAUGUGGUGAAUGCACUUGGGGCUGCUUCGGCGAAUGCCCAGGGAUUGACCAGGCCCAUUACCACUUCCGAUCGUUUGAGGAACAGCGAGCAACAAAUUUUAUAUCUGCUUAUUGAUUCAACUGCCAAUCAAGGCAAGGGUGCUGUGACGGGCAUGCUGAAAACGGGUCGCAAAGCGUUGUACGUCUUUGAUCGCGACGGGCAUCACUAUCAGGUGCAAGCGCCGUGCAUACUCGACUUUUAUGUGCACGAAUCACGCCAGCGGAGCGGCCUGGGCAAGAAACUCUUCGAGUAUAUGCUGCAGCGAGAAGAGGUGGACGCGAAACGGCUGGCAAUCGACAGACCAAGCGACAAAUUCCUGGCCUUCCUCAACAAGCACUACCAGCUCACCAGUCCGAUACGACAAAUGAAUAAUUUUGUGGUUUACGAUGGGUUCUUCCCCAAGGAUGAGACUAAAGAAAGGCAACAAGCUAAACAAAAUGGGGACGUUCCGCAUAAAGGAUCUAAUGGUUUGCAAGCUCAAAUUCUAACAUCACCCUAUGGUCGCUACGGCGCACCACGGCCAAUGUGCAGCAUGGGACAGAUAAUCCAUAAUCAAUCGUCAACUGUAAGCGGCAGUGAGCAAACUGGUACAGGGUGUUCCCUUCCCUACGCUCAAGAAAAUUCCUUUCCCCCACAAAUAAACGCUGAUGGAAAUCGCGAGCAGCAACAAAUACCGCAGGCACCCUUGCAGCCGCUACAGCAAAAUGAGGUUUCAGCGACUUCCGACGGCGCUCCCAUUUCACCCCCAGUUCAAUGCGCGGUGGUGGAACCGUUAAACAAUGCAAGUCAAGAUCAUACCUCCGAAGGAAAUAAUGCCCAAAAUGCGCAGGAGUUGAAUAAUUGUAAGAUUGCUAAGACGCAGGCCGUGGGCAAUGGCAUGUCGGAUGAUUCGGAGGUUGUACGCUUGGAACGACUGACACGUGUCAAUUCUGCACCCGCGCAUGGCACACAAAAUGAACCCGAAGUGAAAGCUAGGAAUGAAGGUCUUUACUGGCCGUUUUCGAUGCCCACACAGGAUUAUGUUUAUGAAAAGCGGUUUCAUCAUGAACCCAUUCCUACCAUAGCAACCGGGAUACACAAAGUGCUACAACCUGAUCAGUAUGUGUUGAAGAAACAGGUGGCCCCCGCCAAAGAAGAGGUGGACAAGUAUGGUCGACCAAGGAUUACGAGAGCCGCUAGUGCUCAGCCAAAUCAUUACCAUAAUCACUACCAUCAACAACACAUGCAGCAAUACCAACAGCCAAUGCCAUAUAAUAAUAAUUUAACUAGUUAUAAUUAUUAUGCGUCGAGGCCUUCCCCCCGUCAGAAUCAAUAUGAUAUGCAACAAAUGUAUAAUCAACAAAUGCAUCAAAAGAAGCAAGAACAGCAAUAUAUGUAUGAUCAAAUGCAGCAGCAGAUGUGGGACAGUUAUCAAAAUUGGUUACAGACUCAGUAUAUGAAGCAAUAUGCUCAAUGGUACCAGCAAAACCAUCAGUACCAACAGAAGUAUGAUUUGCCAAAACAACCAGCGGAAACAGCUCCUGUUUCUCAAGUUACUCCUCAAACAGAUGUUCCUACUUCCCAGCAACCUGAACCUACACCUAUCAAACAGGAAGUGGUACAACCAGAGAAACUGUUAGCGCAGCAACCCAUGCAAUGCGCGCUACGACCCUUCUACUGGCAGCCUAAGAUGAAUCAUGUCAUUAUCAAACCUCAUCCUGAAAAGGAGAAUGCCCAGGUCACAUCUCUGCCUAGUCAUGUUCCUCUAUAUCCACAAGGAAAUGCGAAUAUGUAUGAUCCUGCCUAUUAUCAACCUAUGUACCAACAGAUCCCACAAACACAACCACAACCACAACAACUACAACCAACCUCUUCAAAGGUGGUACCAUCAGUACCUGACACUUCUAAUGCCGAAAAUAACCAAAAAGUAGCGUCUUUACAAUCCUUACCCCCGGUUCAUUCAGAUCCCUCACAGAUGAUUCAACAACCAGGCAUUCAAGAAAUGAACCCGCUUUCGCCUGAACAAAUUGCUCAACUCCCACCACAACAGCAGAUUAUGUAUUAUCAACAAAUGUUAGCGCAACCUACGUAUGCCCAACACGGAUUAAAUUACAAUCCUUAUAAUCAUGUAUUUGGUAUUCCACCUCAAGUCCAACAACCUCAACAAAUUCAACCCCAACAAACAAAAGAUGCGCAAGAAGCAGACAAUUCACAAGCAAUAGAACGCAAUGAAAACACCUCUAAUCAAGCCGUUCCUACAAAUGAUAAAGUAGUGAAAGAAAAAAAUGCUGACGUGCAUGCUGCAGGCGAUGCAGCCAACUCCCAGCCAAAACCCGAGAAGAUACCCGCACCAUACCCGUUCCCUAUCAUUUUAAAGAGCAACUUGGAACCUCUCCAACCAUCAAUACCUUUUCGGCGACAUUCAAAAGCUGAUCACUACCAUCAACAACACAUGCAGCAAUACCAACAGCCAAUGCCAUAUAAUAAUAAUUUAACUAGUUAUAAUUAUUAUGCGUCGAGGCCUUCCCCCCGUCAGAAUCAAUAUGAUAUGCAACAAAUGUAUAAUCAACAAAUGCAUCAAAAGAAGCAAGAACAGCAAUAUAUGUAUGAUCAAAUGCAGCAGCAGAUGUGGGACAGUUAUCAAAAUUGGUUACAGACUCAAUAUAUGAAGCAAUAUGCUCAAUGGUACCAGCAAAACCAUCAGUAUCAACAAAAGUACGAUUUACCACAAAAAUCUGCGGAAACAGCUCCGGUUUCUCAAGUUACUCCUCAAACAGAUAUUCCUACUCCCCAGCAACCUGAACCUACACCUAUUAAGCAGGAAGUGGUACAACCAGAGAAACUGUUGGCGCAGCAACCAAUGCAAUGCGCGCUACGACCCUUCUACUGGCAGCCUAAGAUGAAUCAUGUCAUUAUCAAACCUCAUCCUGAAAAAGAGAAUGCUCAGGUUACAUCCCUGCCUAGUCAUGUUCCACUAUAUCCACAAGGAAGUCAGCCUAUUUAUGAUCCUGCCUAUUAUCAACCUAUGUACCAACAGAUCCCACAAACACAACCACAACCUCAACAACUACAACCAACUCCUUCAAAGGUGGUACCAUCGGUACCUGACACUUCUAAUGCCGAAAAUAAUCAAAAGGUAGCGUCUAUUCAAUCCCUACCCCCGGUUCAUUCAGAUCCCUCACAGAUGAUUCAACAACCAGGCAUUCAAGAAAUGAACCCGCUUUCGCCUGAACAAAUUGCUCAACUCCCACCACAACAACAGAUUAUGUAUUAUCAACAAAUGUUAGCGCAACCUACGUAUGCCCAACACGGACUGAAUUACAAUCCUUAUAAUCAUGUAUUUGGUAUUCCACCACAAGUCCAACAACCUCAACAAAUUCAACCCCAACAAACAAAAGAUACGCAAGAUGCAGAUAAUUCACAAGUAUCCGAACGUAAUGAAAACUCCUCUAAUCAAGCCCUUCCAACAACUGAUAAAGUAGUGAAAGAAAAAACUGCUGACGUGCAUGCUGCAGGUGAUGCGGCCAUCUCCCAACCAAAACCAGAAAAAAUACCCGCACCAUACCCAUUCCCUAUCAUUUUAAAGAGCAACUUGGAACCUCUCCAACCAUCAAUACCUUUUCGACGACACUCAAAAGCUGACAUCGCUUUGUCUGAACAGCAAUUAUCAAGCGCUAGAAAAGCGCAAGCGCAAAAAGCGUCUCCAGGGAAACCGAUAAGUGCACGUAUUGCAAGCACCAUUUUAAAGAGUACCAUACACAUGGCGGGCGUAAGGUCUAACUAUGACAUGGGGACACCAGUUAAAACACCCAGAUCAUUAAAUCGGUUUGAUCAUAACAGAACGGUGAAACACUCAACUAGCGAUAAGCAGAAUUUCAAACCUGUGUCUAGUGAGCAGCCGCAGUCGGACGAGCCACUGCAUGAUGAGGUGGAUGCACCAUUGCCGCCCCCAAGCGUGCGAGUCGACAGGCCACAAACGCUGGCGCUGCAACAUCAGCACGUGGCGGAUUCACACGGGGACCAAAAUAACGAUGCCGGAGCCGAAGAUGAGGAGCUCGCCGAGAUUGAGGCACAAAUUGAAAAGUUAGAGGUUGCACCCUUGAGUAAUACGCCUACUCCAAGAAAGGUGAACAAUUAUACGCGCAGCUCGCUCAGUUUUGGCAACGACAACGCUGCCGUCCAGGAGCGAAAGACUCCAAGCCACCUCACCGAGCAGGGACACUUUGAUUUGAAAUUUUACAGUCACAAACUUUGGUAG